Messenger RNA from Drosophila gunungcola (fruit fly), 1589 nucleotides. RefSeq lists its product as uncharacterized. Bases 433 to 1473 code for a protein of 346 amino acids. Lineage: Eukaryota; Metazoa; Arthropoda; Insecta; Diptera; Drosophilidae. The record is from RefSeq and is a predicted model, not a curated record. Gene Ontology annotation, molecular function: protein binding. The transcript has 2 exons.
AAUAACUCACUUUUGGCAUGUGCUGAUUGACGGACAGAUGUUUCCACAGGGGUUCCUAUACACACAUAUAGGUAUAGGUAGCCAUCUAUCUACCUGGUUCUGCCUGUGUUCAGAUUUCUCCAGAUUCUGCCGGCUUGUUUACUAACAUCGUACACAAAACGUGGUGGCAAAAUGGUAAUACGAAGCCCUUCUAACGCGGUAUUGCCAGUCCGAAAUAAAUCGUAAUUGGCUAAAAUAGAAAUCUUAGUGGGAAACUAGAGCUUAUGAUACUCUAGUUUAUAUCCUAGAUUUGGUAGGGCAAUUAGUUAAGAUCUCAAAAGUGUUUGAAAGGCAUCAAAAUAAAAACCGAGCAAACACUAUAUUUUUCUGUCCACUUUUUUUACACAAACAAAACAAAGGGUCGACGAAGAUUGUGAUCUAAAUUUAUGCAAGAUGCCUUACCUGUACGGAAUAGCGGACACCAAGUUCCUGGUACAGAAGGUGAAAACGAGGGCCAAGCCCAAAACGGAAAUGGCAUCCACCAAAUUCCGACGGAAUGAUUAUCUCCAGGGCUGUCCCAAAUACGAUAAGAAUGAUGUACCCAUUCAGUUCAGGACAUCCCCCGACUCACUUGUAGAGCUGUGCUCCAUUGUGGUGGACAAGCUGCCGCUGCCCUCGAUCUUCGAGUGGGAUGACAUGGACAUUAGGCGCUGGAUAAAUGGCUACGGCUAUCAUCAGUAUAUGAAUACCUUCCGAGUGAACAUGAUCUCUGGAAGAAAGCUGCUCCUGCUGGACGCCGCAGCUCUGUGUGCAAUGAAUAUCAAAGACUUCGAGCACAUUAAGCACAUCGCCUACGGCAUUCGGAUGCUAUUCCACUUCGAGCUGACCAAGUUCUCCUCCAGCCUGGCGCUGCCGGACGAGAAGCCCAACGAGCUGUACCUGCUGUUCCACACGCAGACCGGAAUGAACUAUGAUGAGGUGCGCAGGUCGGAUCUUUACCGACGCAUGCAGAUCCUCCGGGAGCGAGCCCGCAACCUGGACCACUGGGAUCUGCUCUAUCUGUGGCUGAGGCGCGAGCAGGAGCGCAAGUACAAGGAGCUGAUCGGUAUGGCUCCUCGAAGUAACUUGUACAAGUGCGUGGCGGCGGUGGAUGGGCCGACGGAAGUGGAGCCCGAGGAGCUCAUGUGCAUGACUUGCAUCCCGCCCUGCGAAUGCGACUGGACGGAUCGGGACAUCCGGCUGCCGAGGCGCCUUACAUGCCUACCACCCGUGCUGACCACCACCAUGAGCAAGUGGAACGCCAACCAGGCCCACUGUACAGCCUGCAUCCCGCCCUGCGAGUGCCGCUGGCCACCGCGCUACUACCUGACCGGCACCGUGAUCCGGUGCCUCCAGCACCGCUUCCCCGAGAAGUUCAGCCCCAUCUUCGACGAGCGAUACCGCGCCUCGCCGCGUCCCAGUCUCGUGGAGCGCUGGACCCGCUUCUCUAUUUGACUUGGAACAUCCUCUAUCUUUUUUAUAAUAUAGGCAAUUCUAGGGUGCUUUAUGGCAGCAAAAAUGUCAAAAAAUUAAAAUGAUUUGAGUUUUUAAUGCCUCAAAGAACAAGGAUA